This is a messenger RNA of Frieseomelitta varia, 587 nucleotides long. RefSeq lists its product as uncharacterized. The coding region runs from base 16 to 525 and encodes 169 amino acids. The transcript has 5 exons. The record is from RefSeq and is a predicted model, not a curated record. NCBI's taxonomy places the organism in Eukaryota, Metazoa, Arthropoda, Insecta, Hymenoptera, Apidae.
GAACACACGUGUAUCAUGUUAAUCGAUGAAAGUCGACACACUGUUGUUUGUUGCUUGGCCAUGCUGGAGUUGAUGUUUAUGCUUCAUUCUAGUGUGAGGCUUCAAGGUUUCGACACGGUUUUGGUGAGAAUUUCUGCUCAUCGGCAUGUGAUCGCUUCAUUUGGUGUGACGCUUCGAGAUUUCAAGACAGUUUUGGUGAGACAGUUUUCUGAUUAUCGGCAUGUGAUUGCCCACGUUGCGUCCACACGUGUGUCCUCCCCUCCAGGAACCGGAAGCAUCAAGUCGACGAAAGUUUAUGGAGCCCGGCUGUAUAAACGACAACCGAUCCAGUCCGGUUCACCAGGUGUCGAUCGACUUCGUUCUCUUCAGGACUGCCAGCUCUCUUCUCGGUAUGUUUGCCACGCAUCUGGUGGGAGAAAGACGGAGAGGGAGCCGUGUAGGGCCAAGCAGAGAAGUGGGAUUUGGCGCGAGCGAGGAGAGAGGGAUGGCGGAACUGUCAGUGCUACAUCGGUUCUCUUCACGUAAGGACGAGCCACAGGGAUCACCUGCGAAUCACCUUCCUCGUCGGGACACCACUUUUCACCCAG